This is a messenger RNA of Caenorhabditis bovis, 1857 nucleotides long. Lineage: Eukaryota; Metazoa; Nematoda; Chromadorea; Rhabditida; Rhabditidae. The record is from the annotation of a GenBank genome assembly.
AUGGAUUCGAAUAUCUCAAUGUUACCUGUAUUUCAACGAAUCAGCCGUCGAACUACGAGCCUACGAUCAAGACAGCAACGAUCUCUGGAUAUUGUCGAUGAAGGCAGAGAAGCCAGUUCCCAGUCGACUGGAUUACUGAGCAAAGUGUCAUCAGCUAUUGGAUCGCAGAAAGGACUUCGAAGAAGCUUCAGUGCUCGAACCUUCCGCUCUUCAGCGACCGGUGGAUCCAACGAGACGGGGUAUAUGCGGAAGAAGCGAAGCGACGAAAGUAUUGAGCCAAUGACGAGAACGAUGAGCAAGAAGGAGAAAUAUUUUUCGGAACAAACCGAUAAGAAUAUUUUCAUGAAAUUGAUCCAUCCGAGCUAUCAAAUGAGAAAUCAACAGUUUAAGAAGUUGUUUGUCGAUAAGGGGCAUGUUGAACAAAGCGAUGUUUUUCUUGCAUCAUACUCAUGCGCUUAUCAACGCGAGAUUUUGGCCCAAGGUCGUAUGUUCAUUUGUCAGUCCACAGUAUGCUUCUACGCCAACAUUUUCGGUUGGGAGACGGUUCUUGUAAUACCAGUCGCCGAAAUUGAAGCGAUCACAAAACGAAGAGCAGCAUUGAUUUUUCCGAAUUCGAUUCAAAUCGAGAAGAAAACUGGCGACAAGUUCUUUUUUGCCUCUUUUGCAAAUCGCGAUAAAUCUCUUUCAAUUCUUAAGGCGGUUUUUGAGAGUGUUAAGGAGGGAAAGAAAAUGACACCUGAGGAUGUUUGGGAAAUGCUUAACCACGAAGACGAAAAGAUGAUCGAUAGUAGUCGAACUUCCACCACUAGAAGUACAGAAGCCACACGCGACAAUAUCUCACAAAGUUCUUCGGGAAGUGCGGGACAUUCCACCGAUGACGAUUAUCCCGAAGUUAGUUUCGAAGGCGAAAUGGAAACCGAAAAUUCCGAAGUUGUUGUGGCUUAUGAGGGAUAUGAAGAAGAAGCUUCUUGUCAAUGCAAUGAGCACGUCGGAAGAUUGAUCAUGGAUGCUGUAUUUCCGAUCUCGGUCUCAAAAAUUUAUAAUCUCCUCUACACAAACAGCCAAUUUGCCGAAAAGUUCAAUAGAGAGCUGAAAAACAAAGACUAUGUUGCGUCUGAAUGGAUUCGCGAUCGAGAAGGAAACGAUACUAGAAAUUGUACAUACGCUGUUUCGCUGAAUCAUGCCAUGGCACCGAAAAAUAUUAUAGUCAACGAGCGACAAGUGCUCACUUAUUUCCCUAAUAAAGAAGAUGGUUUUAAAGUGAUGAAAGACACUCAAAAUUCUGGGGUUCCGUACGCCGAUCACUUCACCGUUCAAUGUCUCUGCUGCUUUACGCGAGUCGACAGAAAUACGGUGCGCGUUCGUGUGCACGGUGGAAUCCAUUACAAAAAAAAUGUGUGGAAUCUGGUCAAAGGCUACAUCGAAAAAGGAACGCAUCAAGGCCUCGACGAUCACUACAAUCUGCUCGAACGGCUGCUCAAGGAAGAGUGUGAGCGCGUGAAUUCGAGUAGUGAUUCGACGGUCACGGUUGUCCGCCAAAGGAAACGCGAGUCCAAGAUCGAGAAGCGACUCAGCGGCGGUGGAGAACAAAUAGUGCAGAAAAAGAUAAUCGAACCACAACAGUCUGUCACACCUGCGCCAAAUGUCACUCCAACAAUUCAUGUGCCUGAUUAUUCCAAUUACUUCAAGAUCGGCCUUGCCAUGCUGGCUUUUGUAAUUAUAUUGCUGAUCAUGAUUUGGCGGAACGUUGCCGUUCUCACUCUCAUAUGGAAAUAUCAUCUCUUCUUCACCAACUCAAGGAGCUCAGGAGUAAGCUCGAUUCAAGGAAUUCCGAUAAUUCGUGAUGCGGCUCAAUAA